UCAUCCCGCCCCUUCCCGGAAAAAGGACCACAAGUCCGAGUCGGGGCCCGGGAAGUCUUGGACCACCCUGCCCCGGACUGCAGGAAUCCUUAGGCUGAGCUCGGCGACCUGCUCAGUUCGGUUCGGUUCGGCUCCUCCUCCUCCCUCCUCUCCCCCUCCCCUUCCCCCUCCCUACUUCGCUUUACCCGGGGAGGGCGCCACCGACCGAGAGGGGCAGGACGCGAGGGGCGGACCCGGGAAAGGCGCCUCCGCCCUUGCCAGCUGUGGAGCCAUCGGGCGAUCGGCCUACGUGAAGCCCAGGACGGCUGGUGAUUGGUCGAGGCGAGGAUGUGGCGCGGCGUGGCUCAGUUCGCGUUGGCCCGUGCCCCGAGGGGCGGAGCCUGGGCCUCCGCCAGGGGGCGGGGCUGGGGCCGUUUUGGUGCCGACCGUACCGGUUCCUCGUCCAGCAGCUCAGUCCUCGGAGCGACGGCGCCGCACCGGAUCUUCAGCGGGAGUGCAGGCUUCUUGGGAAGGAUUAAACAGAUUUCAACAAUGCCUGAAAUAAACACUGACAAUCUUGACGAGCAGCAAGUUCAGCUCCUUGCAGAGAUGUGCAUUCUGAUUGAUGAAAAUGAUAACAAGAUUGGUGCAGAGACUAAAAAGAAUUGCCACCUGAAUGAAAACAUUGAUAAAGGAUUAUUACAUAGAGCUUUUAGUGUCUUCUUAUUUAAUACAGAAAAUAAGUUAUUACUGCAGCAGAGAUCAGAUGCUAAAAUUACUUUUCCAGGUUGUUUUACAAACACUUGUUGUAGUCAUCCACUAAGCAACCCAGUAGAACUGGAAGAAAAUAAUGCCAUAGGAGUAAGACGGGCAGCUCAGAGACGUUUAAAGGCUGAACUAGGAAUCCCUAUGGAACAGGUUCCUCCAGAAGAUAUUUCCUAUCUAACACGAAUCCACUACAAGGCACAAUCUGAUGGGAUUUGGGGAGAACAUGAAAUUGAUUAUAUCUUGUUUGUGAGGAAGAAUGUGACCUUAGAUCCAGAUCCCAAUGAGAUUAAAAGCUAUUGCUAUGUGACCAAAAAAGAACUAGAAGAACUCCUGGCAAAAGCAGCUAAUGGUGAAAUUAAGAUUACACCAUGGUUCAAAAUCAUUGCUGAGACUUUUCUUUUUAAAUGGUGGGAUAACUUGAAUCACUUGAACAGAUUUAUUGAACAUGAGAAAAUUCAUAGAAUGUAAACAUGUGGGCCUAGAAAGCUCCACAUUAGAGUCAUUUUAAAAUUCCCUUGUUCUCUUUUAUGAGGACCAUCAUAGAUGAAAUGCUAUUCGAAUAUGUAGAAAGACCACUGGCUGGGGGACUGUAAAUUGUACAUCUUGUGUGUACAUGUGGCCAAAAGGUAUAUACAUGUGAAGGAUUUUUUAUUCAAAACAAAACCAAACCACACAUGCCUGCAGACACACUUAAAAUUUAACUCGAUUAAAUUCUUUUAACAUGUGCCUAAAAAAAUUUUAUUUGUGGGAAAUUUGCACAAAUUAAGUUUUAAUAUGAUUGGGACAGACACUUUCAGUAUCUUAAGUUUCUAUUAUGGUUCAAAUAAAAAUAUUUGUCUAAAGGAGGAAUAUAUUCUAAAUUAUUGAUUAUCUUUUUAUCUGCUUGGCUAUUUUGAAACAUGCUGAAAUCAUUUCUGUCUAACUAUAUUGAAAUAGAACAGAAGAUUCAAAGGAAAUUGGUGAUGUCUCAAAUGUUUGGUUUCUUUACCUCAAUUCUGAGUGAAAAUGGGGAUUAGUCAUUCUAGAAGUGGGCCUUUUUAAAAAAAGGAAGAAAUGAAAGUUUUAAGUUUUAGCACUACUCUUUGUAUACAUACUUGAAUUCAGACAGCACUAUUCUAGGGAAAAUUAACAGGACAAAACCUUUUUUAAAAAGUUUUUCAUCUAGGCAAAUUUUUCAUAACAAAGUUUUAAAAAUCAAAAUGACUGCUACUAUUCAUGAACUAGGAAUGUAGAUCACAAAACACAGAGAGCAUGACUUGAUUGUAGAAGAGAAAAAUUAAAGCCUAACAUCUAUUUUAAGAUAGUCUAUAUAGCAAGAUGUUCAUGAACCAGUCUGAGCCAAGUAAAUUUAGGAUAUUAAGGUAAUAAGAUACAAUUUAAAAUUUUACCUUCUGAUUUUCUUAAAUAACAUUUGAAUUCUUGGGAGAUUCUGUUAACCAUAAAAGUUAUGGUCCUAACAAAACAUGAAGAAAAAAUUUAAAAUGUGCUUCUUAAACCUAUUAUAUACAGGUAAAAAGGGGAUGGGGGAGGGAAAAUCAUGUCUUUAAACUUUAAUAUGUAUUUAUUUAUAGUUUCUAAAUGAUUAUAAUGAACCUCUUUUUGUCCUGCUAAUCUGUAUACAGCAUGACUUAUGAUGGAUUUAUUUUACUAAACAAAAU
This is a messenger RNA of Dromiciops gliroides (monito del monte), 2405 nucleotides long. RefSeq names its product isopentenyl-diphosphate delta isomerase 1 (gene IDI1). The transcript has 5 exons. The coding region runs from base 328 to 1215 and encodes 295 amino acids. Gene Ontology annotation, biological process: isopentenyl diphosphate biosynthetic process; isoprenoid biosynthetic process. The record is from RefSeq and is a predicted model, not a curated record. Gene Ontology annotation, molecular function: isopentenyl-diphosphate delta-isomerase activity. Gene Ontology annotation, cellular component: cytoplasm. Lineage: Eukaryota; Metazoa; Chordata; Mammalia; Microbiotheria; Microbiotheriidae.